AUGGCUUCAACAUCUUCACAAUCACCACCACCGCCACAGCCGACGACGGCGACCACCGCAUCCGCCGACCCCUCCCUGCCAUCGCCGCAGUCCGCCUCCUUCGAGCCCAGCGACCAUGCCAAGGCCUACCUCGUCAACGACCCCCAGCGCACGGGCUUCGACCCGCAGACGAGCUGGUGGAUGAACUACUUCCGCAUCCUGUCGGGCCAGAUGACCAAGGAGGGCAUGCACCACUACCGCGAGUGGCGCUACAGGGAGCACGAGGCCCGCGACUGCGCCGCCUGCGAGCGCCACCGCGACUACCUCUUCCGCUACAGCCCCAUCAUCCGCUUCAUGGCCGAGAAAGUCGACGCGCUCAACGGCAAGCUCGACGCCUCCAACGUGCUGUGCCGCCGCUGCCCGGGCAUCAUCACCGAGGACGGCACCGUCGUGCGCAAGGGCGGCGGCUUCGACCCCAACUACGGCAUCCUCAUCUGCGCCAACGAGGUGCGCAACCGCAAGCACCUCGAGGACACGCUGGCGCACGAGAUGGUGCACGCCUACGACCACCUGAGGUGGAAGGUCGACUACAGCGGCAAGAACCUGAGGCACGCGGCCUGCAUGGAGAUCCGAGCAUCCAUGUUGAGCGGCGAGUGCAGGUGGACCAGGGAGGCCAUCACAAGGGGGCACUGGACGCUGACGCAGCAGUUCCAAAACUGCGUGCGCAUGCGGGCCAUCCAGUCCGUCAUGGCGCGCCCGCACUGCAAGGACGACGUGCAGGCGACCAAGGUGGUCAACGAGGUCUGGGACUCGUGUUUCGCCGAUACCCGGCCGUUUGAUGAAGUAUACAAAUGA
Messenger RNA from Thyridium curvatum, 834 nucleotides. RefSeq lists its product as uncharacterized. The record is from RefSeq and is a predicted model, not a curated record. Lineage: Eukaryota; Fungi; Ascomycota; Sordariomycetes; Thyridiales; Thyridiaceae. Gene Ontology annotation, biological process: mitochondrial protein processing; mitochondrial proton-transporting ATP synthase complex assembly. Gene Ontology annotation, molecular function: metalloendopeptidase activity. Bases 1 to 834 code for a protein of 277 amino acids. The transcript is spliced from 2 exons. Gene Ontology annotation, cellular component: extrinsic component of mitochondrial inner membrane.